AUGGUGUGCUGCUCGUGGAUCUUCCUCUCCCUCUGCCUGCUCCUCUUCAUCACUCCAGACGAAGGCUUCCUUCAGGACGUCACGUUCAGCCAAAGCCAGCGUCUCUCUAUGAAGAUAUUGAAGGAUGUGCGCAGCCUGCGAGUCCUAUACAAUGAAGAGCAGUUCGGAGGCCAGCUGAUUCAGGACUCCGGCAUUGUGCUGGCAAGCCUGCCUUCCGCCAGCAUGGUCUACACACACUGGCUAAACAUGCAGGAUGAAGAGAGGCUGGCGAACAGCUCCCGGGACCUGCACGUUUACUGGGUGCACGUCCACGCAAACAGGAUGCACUUACUGGGAGAGUCGGAGCAGUCCCAGCUCUCCCAGUCCAUGCUGGCCCUUCAGAUGGACCUCAGUGACCUCACCCUCCAGGUGAACUCUCAGCUCUGGGCCAUGAACGUGACGCUCCCGCCCCCACCAGCUGAGGUGCUGCCCCCCGAGCUGCUAAGCCCCCCGAGCGAGUGGCUGAGCAAGCUGCAGGGCUCCAUCAUCCUGAGAGAUCUGGAGAGGUACCUGGGCAAGGUGGUGCGCGACUUCACCCUGCUCAAAUCCAGGAACCAGCAGUGA
Messenger RNA from Polyodon spathula (Mississippi paddlefish), 603 nucleotides. Its product is annotated as cardiotrophin-2-like. NCBI's taxonomy places the organism in Eukaryota, Metazoa, Chordata, Actinopteri, Acipenseriformes, Polyodontidae. Gene Ontology annotation, molecular function: ciliary neurotrophic factor receptor binding. The transcript is spliced from 4 exons. The record is from RefSeq and is a predicted model, not a curated record. Gene Ontology annotation, biological process: negative regulation of neuron apoptotic process; ciliary neurotrophic factor-mediated signaling pathway. Bases 1 to 603 code for a protein of 200 amino acids.